GAGCAACUCCACUUGCUUUUUCACUCCUGCUCGCUACAGCCUUCUCCGACGCCAAAACCUCUCGUCUUCUCAUUCGUCGUCGUCGUCUCCUGCAGAUGGCUGUUACGUUCUCCGAUCUGCACACAGAAGCCGGCCUCAAGUCCCUUGAGGCGUUCCUCGCCGGGAAAUCCUUCAUUUGCUGUGACAAGCUUACCAAGGAUGAUAUAAAGGUGUACGCUGCAGUGUUGGAGAAGCCGAGUGGAAGUCUCUUCCCCAAUGUCAGCCAGUGGUACGACGCCGUCUCCUCCCAGCUCGCCCCGAGCUUUCCGGGCAAAGCUGUUGGGGUGAGAAUAGCUGGCCAAGCUGCUCCAGCUGAAGCUGCUCCAGCUAAGGAGAGUAAAGAGGAAGCUCCUGAUGAGGAUGAUGACCUGGAUCUCUUUGGUGAUGAGACUGAGGAGGAGAAAAAGGCUGCAGAACAGAGGGAGGUGACUAAGGCAUCCACCAAGAAGAAAGAAAGUGGGAAGUCAUCUGUUCUUCUGGAUGUGAAACCUUGGGAUGAUGAGACAGACAUGAAGAAGCUGGAAGAGGCUGUUCGGAGCAUUGAGAUGCCGGGUCUCUUUUGGGGAGCAUCAAAACUGGUGCCGGUUGGGUAUGGGAUAAAGAAGAUGCAGAUUAUGAUGACCAUAGUGGACGACCUCGUCUCGGUUGAUUCACUCAUAGAAGAACGUUUGACGGUUGAGCCCAUUAACGAGUACGUACAGAGUUGUGACAUUGUCGCCUUCAACAAAAUCUAAAAAAAAUUGAUCACCCGGCCCCGAAGUUCUAUUCUUCUUCUAGCUUUUCCAUCGUUCUGGUGCAGUAAUUUUGUAUUCUAUAGUUUUCCGGUUUUGCUAUGGUUUUUAGUGGUUGCUGAGUGGACAAAUACGAACCCAACCUCUCUCUCUUAUAUUAUGUUUUGACAUUAUCUUCACUUCACUGCUAAUCUCCAUUCCUUUUUAA
Diospyros lotus (date-plum) is the source of this 978-nucleotide messenger RNA. RefSeq names its product elongation factor 1-beta. Gene Ontology annotation, molecular function: guanyl-nucleotide exchange factor activity; translation elongation factor activity. Gene Ontology annotation, cellular component: cytosol; eukaryotic translation elongation factor 1 complex. The record is from RefSeq and is a predicted model, not a curated record. The transcript has 6 exons. Gene Ontology annotation, biological process: translational elongation. Bases 96 to 773 code for a protein of 225 amino acids. NCBI's taxonomy places the organism in Eukaryota, Viridiplantae, Streptophyta, Magnoliopsida, Ericales, Ebenaceae.